Molecule: messenger RNA, 3143 nt
Organism: Chenopodium quinoa (quinoa)
Lineage: Eukaryota; Viridiplantae; Streptophyta; Magnoliopsida; Caryophyllales; Amaranthaceae
Product: pentatricopeptide repeat-containing protein At3g09650, chloroplastic-like
Exons: 1
Coding region: 337-2601 (754 amino acids)
Molecular function (GO): protein binding
Source: RefSeq, a predicted model, not a curated record
UUGCAUUAUAUUCUGAAUUCCACUAUAUAUGCAAAGUAAGAAGAAAAUAGAUACAAAAUAUGUUCAAGUUGUAUUUUGUCAAUAUUAUUUUUUAAAAAAAAUCUUUUUUCUAAAAAGAGUUUAUGUAGUGAAAUGACCAUGUAUGACACGAGACCUACCCUAGUUGUAGAAGACAAUGUAACCCGUAAUUUAGAAUCCCAGCUCACUAUGUGGAAUGAUGAACAACAAUAGAAAACAAUAUCCUCAACGUAACAUAAUUAACAUCCACCAAUAUCACUCAAAUUUUGUUAACUUCAAUCCCCAAACUUCAUUCCUUUGCUCCCCACAAAUGGACAAAUGAUGAACACAACAACAUUCCCACCACCACCUUUCUCCACCCCUUUCUCACUAACCUCCCAUACUAUCUCUCGCCUCCGAAUACCCCCACCUUCCUCUACCACCACCGCUACCGCAGCCAAGUUCACUACCUUCAUCCGCGCUGAGCGCACCACAACCACCUCGAUCACCAGUAACCCAACUCACUCACAACGUUCAGAAGACCACACUCUUCUCUCCCUCCUUCGCAGCCGAAAAACCGACGAAGCUUAUCUUCUUUACUCUCAAUCACCUCAUCUUCCAAACCCUACUUGCCUUAGCCGCUUAGUCUCUCAGCUUUCCUACCAGAAUACCCCUGAAUCUUUCUCACGCGCGCAAUCCAUUAUCUCUCGUCUCCGCCAUGAACGACAGCUUCAUCGCCUUGAUUCCAACUCUCUUGGGUUACUUGCUGUCUGUGCUGUCAAAUCUGGGCAUACCCUUUACGCCAUUUCCAUUAUUAAGUCUAUGCUUAGGUCGAAUUACCUCCCCCAUGUUAAGGCUUGGAGUGCUGUUGUUAGCCGUCUUUCUGGGUCCCCUGAUAAUGGUCCUAAUGAUGCUAUUCGGCUGUAUUAUUCGGUUACUAAGCGCAUUCGUCGGGUUGAGGAUCGAACCCUUGUGGCUCAUUCUUGGCCCGACACGGCCGCUUUCAAUGCCGUGCUUAAUGCCUGUGCUAAUCUUGGGGAUGUGAAAAAAUUCUGCCAACUGUUUGAUGAAAUGCCUGAAUGGGAUGUUGUGCCUGAUGCUCUGACAUAUAAUGUGGUGAUUAAAUUAUGUGCAAGAAUAGAUAGAAAAGACUUGCUUGUUUGUGUAUUAAUAAUGAUGAUUAGUAAAGGUGUUGAGCCUUGUAUCACUACUUUGCAUUCUCUUGUUGCUGCUUAUGUAGGAUUUGGUGAUUUAGGAACUGCUGAGCGGUUGGUUCAGGCGUUGCGCGAAGGGAGGAGGGAUCUUUGUAGGAUUCUUAAGGACAUAAAUUUAGCUAAAAUUGAUGGUGUGGAUGAUGAGAUAGAAAUCAAGCACGAAAAUGAUGAUAUUGUAAUCAAGCAUGAAAAUGAUGGGUUUGAAAAGCUAAUUCCCAAGUCGAUCAUUGAUGAUUCAGAACCUCCAUUACUGCCAAGAGUUUAUUCGCCGGAUUCAAGGAUAUACACAACAUUGAUGAAGGGUUAUAUGAAGGCAGGGAGAUUGUCUGACACGGUGCGAAUGCUUGAGGCAAUGAGGCGUCAGGAGGAUAGUGCUAGCCACCCUGAUCAUGUUUCAUAUACUACAGUUAUAUCUGCACUUGUAAAAGCAGGGUCAAUGGACAAGGCUAGGCAAGUCCUGUAUGAGAUGACAAGGAUUGGCGUACCUGCUAAUUUGGUCACCUACAAUAUUCUACUGAAGGGUUAUUGCCAACAGCUGCAGGUUGAUAGAGCAAAGGAACUGAUUAAGGAGAUGACUGAUGUUGUCGGGAUAUUGCCCGAUGUAGUUUCAUACAAUACAUUGAUUGAUGGGUGCAUAUUGGUGGAUGAUAGUGCGGGAGCUCUUGCAUACUUUAAUGAGAUGAGGGCUCGAGGAAUUGCUCCUACAAAGAUUAGUUACACUACUUUGAUGAAGGCUUUUGCCUUAUCUGGGCAACCGAAAUUAGCAAAUAAGGUGUUUGAGGAAAUGUUGAAGGAUCCUAGAGUAAAAGUUGAUCAAGUGGCAUGGAAUAUGUUGGUUGAAGGGUAUUGUAGGAUGGGUUUAAUUGAGGAAGGCAAGAGUGUGGUUGAAAGAAUGAGGGAGCAUGGGUUUCAUCCAAAUGUGGCCACCUAUGGCAGCCUUGCUAACGGCAUAGCAUUGGCUAGGAAGCCUGGUGAAGCAUUACUUCUUUGGAAUGAAGUAAAGGAGAGAUGUGCUCCAAAAAGAGACGAUGAUGCAAACAAUUCUUCAUUGCCACCACCAAUAAAACCUGAUGAAGGGCUACUAGAUACUUUGGCCGACAUAUGUGUAAGAGCAGCCUUCUUUAGGAAAGCUUUGGAGAUUGUUGCUUGCAUGGAAGAGAAUGGAAUCUCUCCAAAUAAGACCAAAUUUACGAGGAUUUAUGUUGAAAUGCACUCAAGGAUGUUUACCAGUAAGCAUGCAUCCAAAGCCAGGCAAGAUAGAAGACGAGAGAAAAAGAGAGCUGCAGAAGCUUUCAAGUUUUGGUUAGGAUUGCCAAAUGAAUAUUAUGCUACUGAAUGGAGUCUAAAUCCACCCGGCAGACAAGAUCAGUAUGAAUCCGAUUCUAUAUGAACUGGAUGCAGGGGAUGGCAUUGCUGAACACCGCUGACAAAGUUGCUGUAUUAAAAACACUAAACAUCUUUAAAAAUGGAACCUCAAGGCCAGGUCUGGUUUUUGCUGAAGACAGCUGGCAAAGUUAUUAUAUAAAGCUGUAUUUAAAAUUCGAAAACAUCCGACAUAAUGAACCUUAAGGCCUGGUUUUGCAGAAGACAUCUACCUGACAAAGUUAAUAUCUGAAGCUGUGAAGUUAAAACUUAGGUAUCAUCAGCUAGUAAAUUUGUGUAAUAGGUUUUCAUCGUGUAUCAUAUGUACAGCUUCUAGAACUUAAGACACUUCUACGAAUCAAUGUAAUUUGAUACAAUUGAUUUGUACUUUUUGUACAAACUCCGUGCUAGAAUGAAAUUACAAGUGAUAUGCAUAUCCCUUGUAUUUAUAUAAGCGAUAUGCUUAUGCUUCAUAUUCAUACAAGUGAUAUGCUUAUGCUUAUGCGGUUAUGCCUCAUAUUGCUGUAGCUUCUUUCCAACCUUACACUCAUAUAAUAGAAGCAAGUGUAA